UCCGCCCCUGGCCCAUGUGACAGCUUGGACAUUUGUAACAGUUGAACAACUCCUGCUGCAGUGUCUGAACGCUAGUCUGAAGACAUGCGGGUGGCAGUGAUAGGAGCUGGAGUCAUUGGCCUGUCGACAGCUCAGAGCAUCUACGAGCAGUAUCAUUCAGUUGUCAGUCCACUGACCAUUGAAGUGUAUGCAGACCGUUUCACUCCACUGACCACUAGUGAUGGAGCCGCUGGCUUCUGGCAGCCAUACUUGUACGAUAAGGGCAACACCCAGGAGACAAAAUGGAAUAAAGAGACCUUUGACUACUUGCUGAGCUAUCUCAGGUCACCAGAGUCCAUAAAAAUGGGUAUAUUCCUUCAGUCUGGCUACAACCUUUGCACUGAACCAGCUCCAGAUCCCUCAUUUAAAGAUGCCGUCCUGGGCUUCAGACAGCUCACAGAACGAGAGCUGCAAAUGUUUCCUGGAUACAAUUACGGGUGGUUCAACACUGCUCUUAUGGUGGAAGGUAAAACAUACUUACCUUGGCUGAUGGAUUGGUUGCAAAAAAGAGGUGUGAAAUUUUAUCACAGGAAAGUCAAGUCAUUUGAGGAGCUGGCAAAAACUGGGGCAGACGUAAUCAUAAACUGCACGGGGGUAAGAUCAGGAGAGCUCCAGCCGGACCCAGACCUGAAACCAGGCCGGGGUCAGAUAGUGAAGGUGGAUGCUCCAUGGCUGAAGCACUGGAUUAUUACCCACAAUUUUAGCAUGGGAAUCUACAAUUCACCAUACAUCAUUCCAGGGAGUCAUCUGGUGACAGUCGGAGGGGUUUUUCAGUUAGGAAACUGGAGUGAACAGAACAACUCCACUGACCACAAGAAGAUCUGGGAUGACGCCUGCCAGCUCGAGCCUAGUCUCAAGCAUGCCAGGGUAGUAGAGGACUGGACUGGCCUCAGACCUACUCGCAGCAAAGUUCGACUGGAAAGAGAGACCAUAAAUUCUGGUGCAACUGCAAUAGAGGUGAUACACAACUAUGGCCAUGGAGGUUUUGGACUCACCAUUCAGCGAGGCUGUGCUCAGGAGGCAGCAAGGCUUUUAGGUCAGAUCAUGGAACAAAAAGGCCAGGGUCCAAAAGCUCGCUUGUAAAUUUGUGAGUAGUGAUUAGUGCACUCCUUUCUCAUAUAUCAUUAGUUCCUUGUAUUGGUCUUGUCUAUACUAACAUUUAAAGCAAACCGAUAUCCAGUGUCAUGUGUUUUGGGGCUAAUAACAUUAAAACAAUGUCAUUCAGACAGUAUGUAAUGGGAAAUAGGAGACACUGUUCUCAGUUAAGAAAUGGCUCAUUCACAAGUAACAACAUUUUUCUUUCAUUUUUAAAAAGCAUAUAUUUUGAAAUUCGUCUUAGUAAAUGUAGAUAAAGUAGACAAACUUAAUGCUAAUGAUUAUACUUGAUAAAAUCACUGAUUAGAUUUUUUAGCAAUAAAUAACAGGGAUCAUUGCUCUUUUUGAAAGAUAAUUUACUAUAGUAUCAUACACAUUU
Molecule: messenger RNA, 1513 nt
Organism: Monopterus albus (swamp eel)
Lineage: Eukaryota; Metazoa; Chordata; Actinopteri; Synbranchiformes; Synbranchidae
Product: D-amino-acid oxidase
Exons: 11
Coding region: 85-1122 (345 amino acids)
Biological process (GO): D-serine catabolic process; D-alanine catabolic process; L-proline catabolic process
Cellular component (GO): cytoplasm
Molecular function (GO): FAD binding; D-amino-acid oxidase activity
Source: RefSeq, a predicted model, not a curated record